CCCACAUCUCACCCGCAUCCCUGCAGCCGCUUCUCCUCAGCUCUGCUCUCGACAGCCACCAUGGGCAGCACUCCCGCCGAGAAGGCCAUCUUGGGCACCAUCGACCUGUUUCACAAAUACAGUGGACAGAAGGACACGAUCGACAAGCCAGGCCUGAUCAAGCUGCUCAAGGAGAAUUUCCCCAGCCUCCUGGCCGCCUGUGACAAAAAGGGCACAGACUACCUGGCCAAUGUCUUCGAGAAGAAGGACCAGAAUAGCGACGGCCAGAUCGACUUCUCUGAGUUCCUCUCCUUGCUGGGGGAUUUAACCACAGACUACCACAAACAGAGCCAUGGAGCUGAGCCCUGCUCUGGGGGAAACCAGUGACCCGCCUCCCCAAGGCCUCCAGGGCCCCAAAGAACAAUAAAGUGUCUCUUCUGACUAGAAA
Molecule: messenger RNA, 427 nt
Organism: Condylura cristata (star-nosed mole)
Lineage: Eukaryota; Metazoa; Chordata; Mammalia; Eulipotyphla; Talpidae
Product: protein S100-A7
Exons: 3
Coding region: 61-366 (101 amino acids)
Cellular component (GO): cytoplasm
Molecular function (GO): transition metal ion binding; calcium ion binding
Source: RefSeq, a predicted model, not a curated record